AUGAGUCCAACUGAGCUUCGCGGUUGGCUCGAAGAAGAGCAAUCACAGACAUCGGGUUGGGUGAGCAGUUCAGGGGAGACUAUUGGUCAUGAAAGGUCAGUCAGUACUCCAUCCAUUGGUCGCCCUCGGUCGGAGAAUUCCAGCGCCUGGCAAAUAGAAACGAGAGCUAAAGAUGGUGAUAGUGGCCGACGGAUUGUGCGGAUCCUCGAGCACAAUCCCACUGCGAACCCGUCCGACUAUAGCGAUCAAGACAUUGACCACAUGCGUCGCGUGGUCUCAUACUGCAAGCGCCAUCUAGCACAAGAGGAGCAAGCCAAGCACGACACAAGUAGCAAGAGUUAUCGAUCGCUCAAAAACUGGGGUCAUGAUGCACUCAAAGAGUAG
Molecule: messenger RNA, 384 nt
Organism: Penicillium concentricum
Lineage: Eukaryota; Fungi; Ascomycota; Eurotiomycetes; Eurotiales; Aspergillaceae
Product: DUF3140 domain-containing protein
Exons: 1
Coding region: 1-384 (127 amino acids)
Source: RefSeq, a predicted model, not a curated record